AUGAAAAACAAAAAACAGAACACCACUUAUUUUGAUAUCUUUGGCAAGGUUCAAACAGAAGUUGGUGUUCAAGAGGAUUCCAAUACAACCGAAAUUAGUCCAAUGCAAGUUAGAAAUUUCGCAUUAUCAAUUUUUAAUGUUGUAUCUAUUCCAAAAUGGGCAAAAAUAGAACACUCAUCACUUGCAAAACGAGUUAUAUUUUUAUAUUUCAACGGUAUUGAUCUCAAUAGAUAUAAUAAAUACUUUGAUGAAAUUAGUAAUUUCCAUUCUAUGAAAGAAAAUGGAUUUCCUGUUACAGUACUUGCUAGUCUAAAGGGAAAUAGGAUAGUUCCUCCUGAACAAUCUCUUCUCGGAUACGCAAUUAAUCCAAAAGAACUUAAAUGUUUCUCAUCUUUUGACGAAAUGCUUCUUUCUGAUCACAAAUUACUAGAUAACGGAUUUCCACUACCAGAAGAUCCAAAUCGCGAAGAUUUUCAAGGAAAGCACAGAUUCGAAGAAUUUGGUAUUAAACCACUAACGCCAGAAGAAUUAUCUCGCUUUAAGUGUCUCCCAGAUCAUGUUGAUAACGCUAAUAAGGUCAUUGCUUUAGAUUGUGAGAUGAUUGAAACAACAUCAGAAGAUGGAGCUAAACAUGAUGAACUUGCACGUCUUUCAGUCGUUAAUGAGAAAGGAGAAGUUAUUAUUGAUGAAUAUUUCAAACCAAUUCAUCCAGUUUCUGAUUUAAGAACGCAUGUUUCUGGAAUUACCCAAGAACACCUUGAUAACGCAAAAUUAACAUCAGAAGAUGGUGUUUCAGCGUUGUCUGCCGUUGCUGACAAGGAAACAAUCAUCGUUGGCCAUGGUUUGGAAAAUGAUUUCAAAGCUUUACUUUUAUUCCACACAAAAGUUGUUGAUACAAGUCUUAUAUACAAUAACGAACGUGGAGUAACAUAUCCGAGAAAGCCGAAGCUCUCAAAUCUCUUCCAAAAGUAUUUCAAGAAAGAAAUGAGAGAUCAAACUAAACCUCACGACUCAAUCGAUGAUGCUCGUGCUGCUUUGGAACUUAGUAAAUUCUGUCUCAAUCACGCAGUCUCAAAUGUCCCAAUUCCUCCGAAAAUUCCUGAUAUGUUUUCAUCUCUCUUGAAAGCAGUGACUUCUAUUGAUGUUUUAGCUCACGAGAGGAUGAUUAACUUCAAAGACUUAGAUCCACGUGUUCACUGCAUCCUGGAAGACGAAGAUGAGCCAAGAAAACAAAAAUUGAUGGAAUCUGUCAAAAAUGAUUCAUCAGAAUUUGUUUUUGCUUACUUCAAUGGAAUGUCCAGAUGCGAAGUAAACGAGGAAGAAGAGAGAAAAGCUGCAAAGUUCUACAACGACGUUCUUGGAGAUGUUCUUAGUGUAAUGCCGAAAUCAUCUGUAUUAAUUGUAUACAGUGGUGGUGGCUCAACAAGAAGAAUAUCAGAGCUAAAGGACAUCCCUGCUAAAAAUGCUGAAAUGAAUUUGUGCAAACAAGGCCUUUUAUGGGCUAAGGCUACCCCACCUGAAGAAUAA
Trichomonas vaginalis G3 is the source of this 1527-nucleotide messenger RNA. RefSeq names its product exonuclease protein. The coding region runs from base 1 to 1527 and encodes 508 amino acids. Gene Ontology annotation, cellular component: nucleus. The record is from RefSeq and is a predicted model, not a curated record. Gene Ontology annotation, molecular function: exonuclease activity; nucleic acid binding. The transcript has a single exon. NCBI's taxonomy places the organism in Eukaryota, Parabasalia, Trichomonadida, Trichomonadidae.